Hibiscus syriacus is the source of this 1035-nucleotide messenger RNA. Its product is annotated as peroxidase N-like. Gene Ontology annotation, molecular function: peroxidase activity; heme binding. The coding region runs from base 1 to 957 and encodes 318 amino acids. Lineage: Eukaryota; Viridiplantae; Streptophyta; Magnoliopsida; Malvales; Malvaceae. The record is from RefSeq and is a predicted model, not a curated record. Gene Ontology annotation, biological process: response to oxidative stress; hydrogen peroxide catabolic process. The transcript has 4 exons.
AUGCUUAUGAUUAGCUUGCUGCUUUGUUCAAGUGUAAGGUCCCAACUGACCACCGAUUUCUAUUCGAAAACAUGUCCGACUCUUCCUUCAAUCGUGCGGAGACAAGUUCAAAGUGCGAUCAAGACGGAGAUGCGAAUGGCGGCGUCUCUCCUCCGGCUUCAUUUCCAUGACUGCUUUGUGAAUGGUUGUGAUGCUUCGGUUUUGUUGGACGGAGACAAUACUACCGAGAAGUUUUCGGCCGCUAACGUGAACUCAGCAAGAGGAUUCGAAGUUGUUGAUGCGAUAAAAACAGCCGUAGAGAACACGUGCAGUGGAGUUGUAUCGUGCGCUGAUAUAUUAGCCAUCGCUUCUCGUGACUCUGUUCUAUUAAGCGGAGGACCGACAUGGAAAGUUUUAUUAGGACGGAGAGACGGAACGGUUUCUAGCGCGGCACAAGCGAAUGCAGCACUUCCUUCUCCAUUCGAGGCCCUGGAUCAAAUCAUUCAAAAGUACACCAAUGUUGGCCUCAACAUAACUGAUGUAGUUUCAUUAUCAGGUGCCCAUACCAUUGGAUUAGCAAAGUGUUCCACCUUCGACAACAGGUUAUUCAACUUCUCUGGAACCGGUGCACCCGACAGUACGAUCGAAAUGAGCAUGUUAGCCGAUCUGCAAAGCUUCUGUCCGGCUAAUGGCGACAGGAACAGAUUCACCGCUCUCGAUCGGAACUCGACUGAUCUAUUCGACAACCAUUAUUUCAAGAACUUGGUCAAUGGGAAGGGUCUGUUAGGCUCGGAUCAGAUUCUGUAUUCGAGUGAUUUGGCGGCUUCGACGACGAAAAGCCUAGUCGAAAGAUACAGCCAAGAUUCGAAGCUUUUCUUAAAUGACUUCGUCAACUCCAUGAUCAAGAUGGGGAACAUCAGUCCACUUACAGGGUCUAAUGGAGAGAUUAGGAAGAAUUGCAGGGCCGUUAAUUCUUAGUUUGCUUUAUACACCAGUUUAUGUAAUCUUCUGUGUGUUAGCUAUAUAUCAGGUUUAACUCUAAAAUCAUUAUAAUUA